CCAGGAAAAGAAUAUCGCGCGAGGAAGGUCAAGCCGCGAGAGAGGAGACGCACAGAUCCCUCCUCCUCUUUCUCCUGCACAUCUCUCCCCCAUCGACGCGGCAAAACCAGGCCGGAGCCGGAAUCCUGGUUCCGUCCCUGCGAUCCUCCCUUCCGGCGAUCAGCCAUGAACGAGAAGGCCUCCGUCUCCAAGGAGCUCAACGCCAGGCACAAGAAGAUAUUGGAAGGCCUUCUGCGGUUGCCGGAGAACAGAGAAUGUGCAGACUGCAAAUCAAAAGGUCCUCGAUGGGCAAGCGUAAAUCUUGGGAUAUUUGUAUGCAUGCAGUGUUCUGGAAUUCAUAGAAGCCUUGGGGUACACAUAUCGAAGGUAAGGUCUGCUACACUUGAUACAUGGCUGCCGGAGCAAGUUGCAUUUAUUCAAUCAAUGGGAAAUGAAAAAGCAAAUGGCUAUUGGGAAGCGGAGCUGCCCCCUAAUUAUGAUAGGGUUGGGAUAGAAAACUUCAUCCGUGCGAAAUACGAGGAUAAGAGAUGGAUACCGAGGAAUGGAACAUCAAAGCUGCCCUCUAGUGCUCGAGAUGAGAAGAGUUCAGGCCAAAGAUCUUCAUUGGAGCAACACCGCUCUUCACCAGCUGCUACGAACAAAAUUGCUCCAGUAGCUUCUAGGAUGCACACACAGCAGGCAUCUCCUCAGCCAAAAGCAGAACUACCAGUUCCCAAGGUUGCUUCGCCUCCUCAGCCAGCGAAAUCACCUGCUAAAGUCGUUGCAACACCCCCAAAAGUUCAUCAGCCAUCGGUUGCACCACCUCCUAAAGUUGACUAUGCCACUGACCUCUUUGACAUGUUAUCAAUGGAUGGACCAACUGAGAAAGAACCGGAGUCAUCUUCGAACGAUGACAAUGCUUGGGAUGGCUUCCAGUCUGCAGAAGCAGCACCUAGCUCUGUGAAAUUGGAUACUGCUAAGCCAGUAGAAAGUAAGACCCAGUCUACAUCAGGAAUAGAAGACUUGUUUAAAGACUCACCAGCGGUGGCAGCAUCUUCAGCUCCAGCUGUUUCCAAAGCAAACCCGAAGACAGAUAUCAUGAGUCUGUUUGAGAAGUCCAAUAUGGUAUCACCAUUUGCUAUGCAUCAGCAGCAGCUUGCUUUUAUGAAUCAACAGCAAGCUUUCCUAAUGGCUGCUCUUAAAUCUGGAAAUGCACCCCAAAUGGUUCCGGGGAAUGCCAGUCUGCUAAAUUCGAAUGGUUCUAAUGCCCCCAAUGGAAGCUUGCCUUCCCAAAACUGGCCAAAUCUAGGUUAUCUAAACCCUUCAUCGAUUCCAGCAGCAGCACCACAGAAUGGUGCCGCCAAGGCUGGGGCCAACAGUCAGGACUUCUCUUCUGGGAACUUCAGUUUUGGUUCACCUGGCGUGUACAACAACAUAAGUUCAGCAAUGCCUUCAAAUGGGGCCACAAGCACGAGUUCUAACAAAAGCACAUCAUCUACUGCCUCUUCUACCCUCCCCUCUCAAUCAGGCAAAGAGUACGAUUUUUCCUCAUUAACUCAAGGAAUGUUCGGGAAGCGAUGAAUGCUUUGCCAUACUUGGAAAUGGUCUGAGUGGCCUCCAGUUGACGAUAAACACGCAGAAUUAGGGAGAACGUUGGGGGGCUUGUACACUCUUACUGAGGCAGCUUUUCUUCUUGUGGAUACAUAGUUACAUCACCUUGUGGCUGUGCUGGACCAACAAGAGUGCGCGAUAUAGCAGAUGUUGCUCAUGUUGUUUCCUACAGCUGAAUAGUCUCAUAUUGUUUCACUGAUGCCAAAAACAUUGAACAGAGGAUUCCAUUGUGGCCUUGUUGAAUCUCCAUUUAUGAGAGUGUAAUGCAACUCUUACAUUCUCUUGUUCAGGGCGUAGUUGCAAUACCAUAUACCGAUUACUUUGUAUUGUACAAGAAUGAUUUGAUUCUGUUGUUUUCCCA
Molecule: messenger RNA, 1951 nt
Organism: Lolium rigidum
Lineage: Eukaryota; Viridiplantae; Streptophyta; Magnoliopsida; Poales; Poaceae
Product: ADP-ribosylation factor GTPase-activating protein AGD5-like
Exons: 11
Coding region: 166-1560 (464 amino acids)
Molecular function (GO): GTPase activator activity
Source: RefSeq, a predicted model, not a curated record